AGACGAUUGUCUGGUUCAAAGUCUCCGUCUCUCCACUCGAACCUGUCUUGUCUGUAGAGAACCCGUGGUGCAUGCACGAGGAGUCGGGGAUUUAGCAACUUUCCCUGCCCAUGCUCGUUCUCUCAUUUACACCGUCAUUAUCUGCAUACGCCUUCUGAAUAGGACCAUUCCAUCCUCAUUCUUCCAUUCUUUCCAGAAUCGAUUCUCUGCCUGUGCGCAUUCCGCUCCUUCCCCCGCUGUCGCGUGGGUGAAGGCAUUCUUUGCUGAAGACCUCUCGCUGCGACCAUGGGGAAUUCAUCUCCCCCGUUCCUUUACGGCCACCCUGAUGCCUUUAGCUUCAAGGGACCGACAGAUCAUGCUUUCAAUCCGAAAGCCGUGACGCAGUCGAGCUGGGCUCGGCCACCGCCUAAAAAGAAGCAGAAAGGACCACUGGUUAAUUUCAACCGACACCCAGACUCGUACUACAACAUUCCCGAUGGCCGCUCACGCUGGUCUCCAAUGAGUCCAAGGACAAAGGGAAAUGUUCUUUAUGGUCGGAGGAUACAACUCGGGCUACGGGUUCUUUCGUUGAUUGGCGCCCUUGGCUCCUUAUUCUGUGCCAUCGUCAUCCAGAAUAUUGCGACAUCCAUUGUAUGGAUUAUUCGGGUCGCGCCCGCGAUAGCAAUUCUCCACACUGUUUAUGCCAUCUACCACCUAUGCCGCUCCCCGGUUACCAGGCCUCCGGGCUCGCAAGCCAGCUACAUGCUGUUCGCCUCAACGCUAGACCUGGGUCUAAUUCCCUUCUAUGUGUUUACGGCCUAUUUGGGGUAUAAAGAGUUUAACGCCGAGGCGUCAUAUAGCUGGAAGACACUCUUGAGCGCUGAUCCCGAGGUCAUCAUCAAGAUUGCGCAGUCGACAUUUUAUCUUGCGGUUAUCAAUGGAGGAAUUCACUUAAUUUCUCUUGUCCUAUCCGCUUUCCUCUUCAACAUCUUCCGCCAGAUUGCGCGGCUACCCCCGGACCUCAACCCCCUAGAAGACAACUUGACGGCCCGUCCUCACAAGAGGACUAAAUCGGAGAUUGCCGAGAAACAUGUCAGCAGUUCUACGCUCGAUUCCACUCACUCGGUUGCACAGCCCUUGAUUAGUGCACCUCGCACGAUUCCGUUUACGCACACGAGGGCUAAAUCUUCAGAGGACAAUACACUACGCCCUCCUGUCGAUAUGUCCAAACAACGGGGCGGUUCGCAAACUUCCAUACCGCAAAUGCCCUUCCAGUACAGAGAAAAUACCCUCGAGGAAACGUACGAGAUACCACUGCACGGCACACACUUCGAGGCCCGUCCUACCUCUUCAAUCCCUUCUAGUACUCCGAUGCGCCAGCCGUCUCCGGAAGUACCCACUCGCUCUCAGUGUGUUAGUCCUGCCUCAGACAACUGGGUUGCGUACUCGUCACGUUCCGUUUCUCUGGCUGACGACGCAAAAAAUGAGGGGCAAGCUCACCGCGAACCAUCAUCCGUUUACAGCAGAUCGGAAACACCCGCAUCUGCAAAUGGCGUGGUCGACUGGAUGGGAAUUGCUCAGAAAUAUGGAUGGGAUAUCGGCGAAACCAUAUCAGAAGAUGUUCGUGGCGAGUACGAGUCUUUGGCUAUGCAUGAAUAUUACGGCAAUGAGGAGGAUAAUCACAAUGUACGCAAAAAUGGAUUAUACGACCAUGAUGAGGGCGACGAGCAUGACAUUGGGGAUCACCGCAUUGAUAUUUACCAGGACAAUGGAGACAGCGACGAGGAGUAUACAUCGAAUGCCCUCAAGGUCAAUCCGCUUGGACUAAACCCGCCAACCCCUCAGCCUACCCUCGAUACUUCAAGCCAGCCUAAAAGAACGCCUAGUCGUAUGGUCCUCGGUGAUAUUCCUAACCUAUCCCCAACACCGCCUGCGCAAAAAGUACCCCCUCUCGAGCGCCCCGAGAAAGAUGGGCAGUUCUAUGGCGAACCAGAUGGAAUGGCUACUACUGGUGCUAACUUGAAGUCCGGAAAGAAAACCAAAUCUUCCAAACGCAAGACUAAUAAGCAAAAUUCAUAUGGCGCCCUUAAGCAGCCCGAUGAAGAUGGCGCAAAGGACCAUGAGACUUCCCCGCUUACUGAUCCUAGCGUGGCCGAAGGAGACCGCAAGGGCCGUGUUGUGAGUAAUUCGGGUGCCAACUUCGGUCGUCGUGUUGGUCAAAGAUCAGAUUUGUCCUACGGAAAUUAUAUCGCGAACCUCGGUGUUGGAAGAAGACGUGAUGUUAGCGGGAAGAUGGCCGAAGAGGGCCGAGGCGGUAUCGAUAGCCCUAAGACCAACAACUCUACGCCCAGGGCUGCUGGAUGGGCUCGCUUCGCUGGGCUAUGAUAUGUGAUAUCUGGGUCUCGAUUUAACUAAAUGGAAGAAAUGGAGGAACAAAACAAGCUUUUAUGGACUUGCAUGUGACACCGGAAUAAUGCGUUGGAUGAAAGAUGAGAUAUUCAUGAUGAUGGAUGGGAUAGGAUAGGAUAGGAUAGGGUGGGAUGGGAUUCGGAUCUUCCUUGUGAUACUCACUUGCCAUUUUGUACUUAACUGUUUGGAGUAAAUUAGGGCUGAUAGCUUAGGAAUAAAUACCAUGAUACCUAACUCUACGG
This is a messenger RNA of Aspergillus versicolor CBS 583.65, 2630 nucleotides long. RefSeq lists its product as uncharacterized. NCBI's taxonomy places the organism in Eukaryota, Fungi, Ascomycota, Eurotiomycetes, Eurotiales, Aspergillaceae. The record is from RefSeq and is a predicted model, not a curated record. Bases 286 to 2364 code for a protein of 692 amino acids. The transcript is spliced from 3 exons.